Molecule: messenger RNA, 3614 nt
Organism: Amblyraja radiata (thorny skate)
Lineage: Eukaryota; Metazoa; Chordata; Chondrichthyes; Rajiformes; Rajidae
Product: polypeptide N-acetylgalactosaminyltransferase 11-like
Exons: 12
Coding region: 179-1984 (601 amino acids)
Biological process (GO): regulation of Notch signaling pathway; protein O-linked glycosylation
Cellular component (GO): Golgi apparatus
Molecular function (GO): Notch binding; polypeptide N-acetylgalactosaminyltransferase activity
Source: RefSeq, a predicted model, not a curated record
UCCGCCGCCCCCCCGCCCUGACCAAAGAUUCUAGAGGAGAACUCCUCUGGCAUCUUUGGCCCUGACCGACGAGCGAGGAAGCGCCCGGUUGGGGCAGCGGCUGAGAGGCAGUGUGUUGGGUGGCUUAUCUCUACGGGCAAGAUCAAGAACAAUGGAACUCUGAAGAUGCUAGAGUACCAUGGGUGGUAUAAGAUUCCACUAUUUUUGUUAUGGAUGUCUGUUUUCCUCUUUGAUUUGGACUUUCCUCCUGUUCAUCUAUUUCAAUUUAAACUGGGAAAAAUACACUCAGAACAAUGUGCCUUUCCAGGGGAAUCCAGGUGUCGCUCAGAAUUUCCAGCCUCCAAUUACACGUAUUCAAAAAUGGUUUCCUGAAUUUCUGCAGCAAGGUGAGAAGUUUAUGAAACCUGUUCACAAAGAAUUCAAGAAAUUUGAAGAGUCUCUAGACCUGGGAAGAAUCUUCAAUGAAGCUGAUCAAGAAAUACGGGACAUAGGGUACAAGAAAUAUGCAUUCAACUUGCUCAUCAGCAAUCGCCUGGGCUAUCAUCGGGAUAUACCUGAUACCAGAGACCUAAGAUGUAAAGAAAAAAAGUACCCCAUCAAUCUACCAUCUGCAAGCAUCAUUAUCUGUUUUUAUAACGAAGCAUUGUCAACACUGCUUCGAACAAUUCAUAGCAUUCUGGAUCGAACUCCUGUGCACUUAUUGCGUGAAAUUAUCCUAGUGGAUGACAGGAGUGAUUUCAUUGAAUUGAAAGAUGAAUUGGAGCAAUAUAUUGCUAAUAAUCAUCUAAAUGUUAAGCUGAUAAGGAAUGUAAUGCGGGAAGGACUAAUACGCAGCAGAAUAGUUGGAUCAUCUCAUGCAACAGGUGAUGUACUGGUGUUCAUUGACAGUCACUGUGAAGUCAAUGAGAUGUGGUUGCAACCGCUUCUGGCUCUAAUUAAGGAGGAUCGCCACAUGGUAGUGUGCCCACUAAUCGAUAUCAUCAAUGCUGAUACACUAAGCUAUACUUCAUCUCCAUUAGUGAAAGGCGGGUUUAAUUGGGGACUGCACUUCAAAUGGGAUCCUGUGCCUGCUUCGUUGCUGAAUGGACCUAAUGGAGCAACUGAACCAUUCAAAUCACCUACAAUGGCAGGAGGACUGUUUGCAAUGAACCAGGAUUACUUCAAUAAACUUGGGCAAUAUGACAGUGGCAUGGAUAUUUGGGGAGGGGAAAACUUGGAAAUUUCCUUUAGGAUUUGGAUGUGUGGUGGGCAGCUGAAAAUAGUACCGUGUUCUCGUGUUGGACAUAUUUUCCGCAAAUGGCGUCCAUAUGGCUCACCAGGGAGAGUCGAUACCAUGGCUUACAACUCCCUGCGACUUUCCUAUGUCUGGAUGGACGAAUACAAGGAACAAUUUUUAUCCUUGAGACCAGAAUUGAGGAAACAAAGUUAUGGUGACAUCAGUGAACGUUUAGAAUUGCGAAAGAAGCUGAACUGUACAUCGUUCAAGUGGUAUCUAGACAAUGUCUACCCAGAAAUGGAAGUUAAUGGGCCAAAUGCAAAAAGUAAAGUUGAACAGGCACUAUUUGUUAAUAAAAGUCCCAAGCGAUCUAAAAUAUUGCAACAGGGAAGGCUGUACAACCUGCAGACAAGUAAAUGUCUGGCUGCCCAGAAAUAUCCUGAUCAAAAAGGAGGAAAAGUGGUGGUUAAAAAUUGCGAUUGGGCAGAUUCAAAUCAGGUUUGGAUUUACAAUGAAGAACAUGAUCUGAUACUGGCCAACCUUCUUUGUUUGGACACAUCUGAAGCCCACUUAUCAGAUUCCCCUCGUCUCAUGAAAUGUCAUGGUAGCGGAGGAUCACAGCAGUGGACUUUAGGGGUAAAUAAUUCUUUGUAUCAGAUAUCGGCUGGACAGUGCCUAAAAGUGAUAGAUCCGGACAGUCCUAAAGGAUAUGUUGCUAUGGCGAUUUGUGAUGGAUCCAGAUCGCAACAGUGGAAGUUGGGUAAUUGAUCAAAACUUCAACUGCAUUGUGUGGAACAGUUCCGACAACUGCCCAGUUUGAUUCCACAGGACUUAAUGGCGUGGAAAGCACAGACUGAAUUGUGAAAGCGAUGCUGAGGUAGUUGAAGGAACCACUUGGUUUUAAUUAGGUGAAUUGGAAUUUUAUCAAGGUGUUUUGGCCAUUUUUACGUUGGACUCUUUUACCAUUAUUGCAAGAUAAAACUUUAAACUUUGCAAGGAGGGAAUAAAAAAGGAACGUGACCAUUAUUUUGAGGGAAAAAGAACCAAAUAUUCCGCCCUGUACGAUGGUAACUUUGCAGCACAUUUAAAAUAAGAUUCCUCAAUGACUUGAGUGUUCAAUACACUGCUCUGUCAACAGCAUCUUGCAGGCUAGGUGAGAUUUGAUGCCUCAUCUCUGUGAAUUGUGGUGAUUUCUUAUUAGGUGCGGUCAGUAAAGGUGCUGCACUCUGCUGCUCUACUCUGGACCAGACAGGAAAAAAUCAGUCCACGUACCAGCUUUUGAUUUUCAACUGGAGUGUAUAGUUGGAAUGUAAGUGUACUUGUGGCAGGAUCUGAUUUGAUUGCAGUAGCUCCUACAGUUGUACAGUCUGUCAUAACUCAUUUGAGCUUGUAUGGAAAAUGAAUGGCAUUUUAAUGUGACUGAAUGAAAGAAGCUAGCAAUCAGAACUGUACCUAAGUGCAGAGAAUGGAAAAACAUCACAUUGACCUGGGAUAAGUUAACGUUCUCCACUUAUAAUGUGACAUAUUGAAUAUCUCUCAAUUCUUGCUAUUUUUAAAGGAACACGUGAAUAUUGUUUGGCUGACGUAUUCAGAGAUCAUGAAAAUGACGGUUUUGUCCUUUUUAACAUCAUGUUUUAAUUGUCAAUGUAUAUAAAGUACUUUAAAUCCUAGUUGUAUUAUGAUAAUAAAGACAGCUACAUUAUUUGAAAUGUAUUUUAUAUAUAUAUAUACAGCUUCAAUUUUCAGCCCUUUAAAUAGAAUAGGUCUUUCCAAUGUUACAGUUAGCUCUUCACCAAUGCAAUAUGUGGAUAUCCUCUUAUUCACAACGCUAUAAUUACAAUGAAAAUGAGAGGAUUUCUUCACGUCACUACUGUCAAAGUCAUGUUUUUAAGGCGAACAUACGAUACCUUGCUGCUGUGAUGCCACAAAACUUACCAGAGGAAAUGUACUUUAUAUAAGCCAAAAAUAAUUGAAUGGAUUUCAAAAUUAUCCAUGUACAAACUUGAUUCUUUUGCCCCAUUUGUUGAUUGGUCGUAUGCAGAGAGAUGUAAUCUAGAGGCAAAUAGCUCAACAGAUAUUGGCUCUGGUAGUUUUAGAAUUUGAAUUAAGUGUAAAUAAGGAAAUUAGAAAUUGAAAAAAAGGAUUUGAACAGCAAACACAAUCUUGAAGUGGUUAGAUCAACUGGAUCAAAAAUAUCAAACCAUUUAAUACAAGUACGUUUUGAAUGUUUGUACAAAAUGGCUGUUGAGUGGACAUGAUUCAUUUGGUAGGAAUCUUUGUUGUAAGUGUGAUUGAAAUGGUUAGAAAUUAGACUUAAGCGAAUGUUGAUGUUUUAAAUGGGCACGGCAUAGAGUGGUAACUCAUGGUCCAAUCAUCUAAUAAAAAUCACAAAUUGGGA